Molecule: messenger RNA, 1416 nt
Organism: Caenorhabditis briggsae
Lineage: Eukaryota; Metazoa; Nematoda; Chromadorea; Rhabditida; Rhabditidae
Exons: 8
Coding region: 1-1416 (471 amino acids)
Source: RefSeq, a predicted model, not a curated record
AUGAAUUCGAACGAACGCAGCAAGUACUUGUGUGAUCAAUAUGGCGAGGCUCUUGGAGAGCAACUCAAACCAAAUAGUUCGCAGUACGUGCUUGCCGAUUUGAACAAGAAUACAUCAAAAGACAAUGCAAAGAUUGUUCAGAAGAUUGAUUCUGAAUACAUUCUCCGUGAUCUUCAGAAUCAGGCGAACAAGGAUCAGGUCUACUCUCGUGAUGCUCCAAACCGCCCAUUCCUUACUGGAACUCCAGUCAAUGCCAAGGAAAUCCGUUCCCGCAUUGAGUCAUUGGACAAUGCCAUUGUGGUCCCUCAGAUUAUUAAUGGAAAAGUGUAUUUCACGACUCAUGGAGAUGCUGAUGCACGUACUGCUGUGGAGGGAAGUACUUCGAAUCCCAAUUUGAAUGAGGGGAACGCUAGCGGUCCCAAACAAGAGGGCAUCGAUAUUACCAAAGUGAAAUUCACUUUCGGUCAACUUGUCACUCUUCUUGGACCUGAAACAUGUCAACGUCUUGAACGUGAAUUUGCCAAGAACAAUAAACUGUCUGAUGCGGAAAUGAAUCAACUGCGUACCGCCCGUGAAUCAGUCUCCGAAUUGGCUCUUGGCACCGCCCGUUCCACUGAAUCCACUCGUACUGCUCAAAGCGUCGAACCAAAUCUUUUGAGCACUCGUACAGCCAACUCGCUUGAACCAAAUUUAUUGAGUGUCUACUCGGCUCGUAGUCCAGGAAUCUUCACUAAAAAUGAUGGAAUCCUUACCGCUCAAUCCCCAGAGCCUAAUCUUUUGAGCGUUAGAUCGGCGAAAGACUUGACUGCGAUGAGCCCUGGAGUUCUCACUGCCCAAGUCUUGGAGCCCAACCUCCUCUCAACUCGCACUGCUCGUUCCACUGAAUCCACUCGUACUGCUCAAAGCGUCGAACCAAAUCUUUUGAGCACUCGUACAGCCAACUCGCUUGAACCAAAUUUAUUGAGUGUCUACUCGGCUCGUAGUCCAGGAAUCUUCACUAAAAAUGAUGGAAUCCUUACCGCUCAAUCCCCAGAGCCUAAUCUUUUGAGCGUUAGAUCGGCGAAAGACUUGACUGCGACGAGCCCUGGAGUUCUCACUGCCCAAAUCUUGGAGCCCAACCUCCUCUCAACUCGCACUGCUCGUUCCACUUCCAAUACGGAUCAUCAAGAAUCGAAGGAUGUGCUCACCGCUGUCGAGAUUCAACCUCCAACAAUUGGAGUUUUGACUGCUCGUAGCAUUGCAACUCCUUCUUCGAGUAAUCAUUCAACUAUCACUGCCCAGGAAAUUGAAUCGAUUCGUUCAUCGAAAGAUGUUCUUACUGCCGUUGAAAUUCUGACUGACAUGAGCAGAUCCUCCCAAGAUGUUCGCACCGCUGUUGAGAUUCCAGACAACGCCGGCUCCCAAAUGACCAUCUAA